This is a messenger RNA of Bursaphelenchus okinawaensis, 7270 nucleotides long. Lineage: Eukaryota; Metazoa; Nematoda; Chromadorea; Rhabditida; Aphelenchoididae. The record is from the annotation of a GenBank genome assembly.
AUGUUACCGUUGUUGGUAAGUUUUUGUUUGUUUUUGUUGAUUUUUAGGUAUAGACGGACUUGUUUUGGAUUUUGAAUGGUUGGACUGAAGUUUUAGUUUGUUUUAGAGACGUAAAAUUGUUCAAACUGGAUAUAGGGACGGUUAAAAGGUUUCUAAUAAUGCCUGUUAAUAAACUUUUGUGAGCAAGCGGUAAAAUCUUUGAAAUUUUGUGUAAACAUAAAAACUUAAAUUUACUAGCUAACUUUUUAAAUUUUUUUUGAAAUUUAAGUUAAAGCGGUAUUUUAGAAUCAAAAAAUAGCUUCGUACAACCAAGCUUGUGCUAUGACUAAAUGGUCAUGCGAGAAGACGUGUCGAAUUCAAUAUGCAACAUCAACUGGUCAAUGUGUAAAGUCUCGUGAUGAUAAGUGCUUUGAUUUGCCGGUCAAGUACAACUUUACCAAGGAUCAUACGUCUCCAUUUCCUUAUGAAUUGGCCGUUCUUCGAGCGUUUCCAAAAUGUUGGGAGAAUUUGAAUCCAUUGGUUUGUGGAACACAUUUUCGUCCAUGUGGAUCUCAUCGAUACACUGAAGGAACUGAGGUUGGUUUGAGGGUUUUUUGUUGUUUUUUUUUAGGCAGGAAAGAUGUUGCAACUUGUUGUUAUAUCUACAUUAAUAUUGCUAAUUUAAAAAAUUGAGUUAAUAGUAGACAGUAUAGUUAAGUUCUAUUAUUCUUCACGUUUUAAAAUUAAUAAAAUAGGUUUAAGCUUGUUAGAAAAUAUUUUUUUACAGAAUUUCUGGAUGGAAGUCUGGCAAAAGUACCCUUUGAACAUGUGUAUCAAAGCUACAGAAGCAUGCUCAUUUUUGAAAGAUUAUGGUCUGAAACUGGACGUGUUUGAAUGUGAAAGUGCGGAAAGUGAAGUGAGGAAUAGUCGAAAGUUGUUUGAUACCAAUGGCGAAUGUAAACUGAGGUACAACAGAAUCAGUGAUUCAGAUCAGAUGUGUUUGAGUCCGCUGAUCAGAGUAAAAGGUGGAGUAACAAGUCCUGAUGCCAAGCCUUUGGUUGAUCAGUGCUAUGUUCCUUGUUUGUAAGUUGUUUUUGAGUUUUUAACUUAUUAUUCCAAUGAUUAUUAUUAUGUUGGUCAAAUAAGUCUGGGCUCUAUCUUAAAGAAAAUUUUUGAGGUUUGGGGCACUGAAUUAUUUGAACAAUAAUAUAUUAAUAAUAUUUUUAGGUAAUCUUUAUAUUUUUAAAUGAUGUAAAUAUGAGUUUUUUAAUUUUUUAUGUUGUUUAACUUGAUGUUUUAGAUCAAGUUUUGUGGAAGACGAGAGUCGUCUAUCUAACUUCCGGUCGAUAUUGUUAUCCAGUACUGUUGUAGCAGCUGUCAUAUUCUUUGGGGCUUUGGUAAGUUACUCUAUCUACUCAUUGAAGCACGAAUUUUUGUUUUAUGCUUAUUAAAUUGUUUUUGUAAACUUUUUUUUUGAAAUUUAAAAAUUUUUAAAACAAAAAAGUGAAUUUCAAAUUUUAAUUUUUUUUGUUUUGAUUACUUACUGUUCGAGGUGAAUAUUAUACUAGGGCGUUCUAACUUAUUUCCGUUUUAGUGUUACAUCCUAAAAAGAUCGACGAAAGGAUUUGUGCCAUUUCUCAACUUGAACAUCUUUGUCUUUGCUUUUCUGCUGUACGUAAUGCAGAGCUACACAUUGGUUACGCAUAACAAUAUUGAAUCUUCAUCGACUUGUGUAAAGUUAGGGGAUUUGUAUGUUCGAAGGGAGCUACCAACGUAAGUCUUGUCUUUUACUAGUUUUAAGAAUAGUUCGGGGGGUGCUGGCAACUGCGGGCUUGACGGUUGAAUCUAAAGCAAAGUCUGACUUGGACCUUUUGUAGACUUAGUAAAGGAAGAUUUUUUAAAUAUAUCAUUUUUUUGAAAGAAAAGUAAUUAGGAAAAUGAAAAUUUUGGUAGUGUAACAUAAGUAAUAAUUCUGGAUUUUUAGCAAAGACCUGGAUAUCUGUUUGGUCCAUUCGUCCUUAAUAUCGUUCUUCUUCACUAUUGUACAAUGUUUCUUUGGAGUUCGACUGGCAUCACUGAUUUUUCCGAUCCGACCGGUCAAUCCGAAAAUGGAAGUUUGUACAGAUGGCAUCAGUUUAAAGUCAUUCAUCUUCAUCUUGAUUUUUGGCUUCAGUGCUCUUUUUGCUGUUGUUGGCUUGUUGGUUCGACCGGUAAGUAAAAGAGGGUAUUAUACUUAUUUUCUCUAGUCUUUACAAGUUAUAUUGACUAUAACGUUUUGUAGAUAAAACUUUUACUACUUUCAGCAAAGACCAGAUGGCAUAACAGGAAUGUGUCACACUCCAUUAAGCUCAAUAUCCGAAUCACUUGUAUAUUAUUUGCCAAUUAUCAUCACAAACACAAUCCUAUGUGGUUUACUGAUCUACUACAAUAUCAAGAAAAUAACAAAGGUCAACUCUUUUAAAAUGGGAAUGUAUUUGAUCAUGAUCAGUGUUGUUUGCUUUGGUAUCAGUUUGAUUUUACACUUUUUCUACGAUUAUGAUUCGACCACCGAAGUUGCUACGCUUCAGGAGAAGAUAAAGUAAGGGAAGUUAAUAUAAUAAGUAAUACAGUAGUAAGUUUAGUUACUGUAUGUUCUAAAAUGUAUUUAGUAGGUUAGGGUUAAGGUUGUUAUUGGCCGUAGUAUUGCAUUAGGUUGUUCAAGUAAUUCUGUGCCUUUUAAUUACUAAAAUUUCUUUUGAUGUUGCACAGAAUUCUUUGAACAACCUAAUAGUAUGAUAAUGUAGAAGAAGGUUGUGUAUUUUUGUAAUAUUAUAUUGUUUUAGAUGUGUGUUGGAGUAUACCAAGUACAAUGCUGGACAGAAUUUUGAUUGGGAGGAUGCGUAAGUUUAAAAUUUUAAUUUUAUUGGCGUUUUUAAGGGAUGGAAAAUUAAAAAAUGGUAAAGGGAUUUUCUUUUCAUAUAAAAUGAGGUUUUUGAUGUUAUCAAAAUCAUGUUUUUUGCUAUUAUAUUUGCCAUUAUUCAUUACAAAUCAGUGUUAAAUCAAUUUAAAAUUAAUAUUUGAAUUUUUAGUGUCAGAAAGUGCAAAAUGAAGCAAGCUGGACCUGGAAGUCUUGUGAUGAUAUACUUUUAUGUCGUUUUGGCUCCAGUUUUACCAUUGCUCGUCUACCUGGUUUCAAACUUUUUAGUCUUGAAAAAGUUUGACAAGGAAUUUGUUGUGUAAGUUUAAUUGUAAAGUCUUGUGGUUUGAAAAUGUUCUUUUUAAAUUUAUUUGGUUGGUAUGAGUUCGAAAAAGGUUUUCUGUGUAAUGUUAAGCCUAAAACAACUUAUUUUUGACUUUUUUUAAAAAUAUUUUUAUUAAACGAUUUAAAAAAGUGGUUGAAGAUGAAAUCUAAACUCAUAAACUAUAAACGUCUCUUUUUCAGACAGCCAAAGGCAGUUUCUGAAGAAGACUCCUCGCUUUUACCUCCACUACUAUCAGCAGCAAGACCGCCUUAUUCCGCCACUGAUCGCUACUCAAGAGGCACCAAACGUCCACAUCGAAUGAUCUACAAACCAGAAACCGGAUCUCUUCGUUCCAAAUUCUGCAACAGUGCUCCAUCGAAAAGUUUGAACUCUGUCCAAUCAGCCCAACUUAGUCAUUGGGCGUCAGCUAUGGGCUCUAAAAUGCCAUCACACCCACGCCCAGUCUACUUCACAACUCCAGCUUCAACUUUCUCUGCUUUACACAUUGAAAGUCAUGGUAUGUUGCCGGAAAGCCGAGCCGGAGACUUUCCUGAAAACUCAGAUAUCACUGACAUUGGCCGAACCGUGGCAUACUUUCGCCUUCUACAAGAACGUUCUCAAUGGUUGGCAUGGGAGGAGCAAAGAAAGAUCAUAUCGAACUUGAAGGACAAAGAUCGAAUUGCCUACGAGAAGUAUUGCGAAGACAAUCCAGAAGCCAGUCGGCGUACAGAAUUUCAUCAAUAUCAAAAAGUAAAAGCUUCGGAAGAUGACAAAGAUCUGCGAAGAGCCGAGGAAGGAAGAAUGGGUACCAGAAUGAGCGUGUACAGGUUUGAUCCUCAAGUCAACUCGAAGGAAAGCCCCAUCUUGGCGGUAUUGACCGACUUCUUAAGGGCUUCGAAGAUUCACAGAAAAAUGGAGUUUACACAAAGGGUGCUACAGGAACUACAGACGCUGAUGGAGCGGGAUAAGGUGUUUGUUGGGGUAAGUUUUUUUUAUUUUGAGGUAGUUGAUAUACUUUUUUUUAGAUUUUGACGUAGUUGUUAUAUGUCUUUUGAGAUUUAAAAAUGAUUUUACUUGCACCAAAAGCUUGGCCGAAGCUUCAUUUUUUAAAUCUAAAAAACCAAGAUAAUAAGUAAUAUUUUUUUCAGAUUCUCCACCAAUACGCUAACGACAACGCCUUGAAUCCGGGCUCCAACAACCUAGUUGGCUGGCACAUUCUCUCAAUCAACCAGAUUCUCAACUUAACAACCUUAAUCACCGACGAAAAUCUUCUCCUUCAUCUAGCCAAACUCACAGGUCAAGCAAUGCGCACAGUCGCCUACAGCAUGGUCGGCCCAGACUACUUUCAAGCGGAACGAACCGAAGUACCGAUCAUGUUCAGCAACAGCUCUCCAGUCACAAUUACCGCAGUGAACUUGAUGGAAGAACCGAACGAUACUAUGAAACGAUGGCAUGAAUUAACAAACGACUAUGGCAACAUGAGUACGAUUAAAAAAGCCGAGCUUUCAAAUAAUACUGAAGCGACUGUGGAUUCUUUUGUGAAGAGAGAUGGCUUAUCAGGUUCGAGUGUGGCACCGAGUUUUCUGGAAGGACAUAGUCAUGGUGAAGAUUCUAGGCUGAAGGUCAUUUUUGAGAACUUUGAGCUUAAGAAUACUGUGGCUAUUGAGCAAGAAGUCAAUGUUAGAAGUGUUGCGGAUUCAGAUGCAAAGGAUAGUAGUCAUGAAGGCUCAAAGGACGGUGUUUCUAAGAAGUCUAGUACAAGAAACAGUGUUCUUUCUCAGCCUGAAUGUGGAAAGAAUGUAGCAUCUGGAGGAAAGAAGGAAAGAAAUAAAGGUGUUUCAAAGCCGAAAAGUCAAAAUAAUGCUAGAGGUGGUUCUGAAGGCAAGAACGCUGACUUUGCUGCAGAAAAGGAUGCCAAAAGAGAUGUUUCUGCUACUGAAUCUGAAGUUAAGAAUGAUCAUGCCACUAAUCUUGAAGUGGAAUCUACUACUGCAUCUAGUUCUGAUUCUAAAACGACUUAUGCUUCUGCCUCAGAAGCCAAAACUCUUUACUUUGAUGCGGAUUCUACCGUUCACAGUGGUAACAUUGAUCAAUCUAGCAAAUCAAAAACAUCUAGUUUUGGUGAAACUGCCUUGCUAGCCACAUUGGACGUGAAAGAUGAAGAAAUUAACUUCAGCAUCAUUGCUUCAGCACGAUCGGACCUGGAAAGUACGAGAAGAUCCAGAGCAAAUCUAACCAAUGUUGGAGCCUCUGAUCUCGAAGUUACUAUUCAGAGAGAAAACAUUGAUGCUACAUUUGGUGCUCGUAACGUGGAAGAAAGUGGAUACGAAGGUAACGAUGAAAAAAUUGAUGAUUCUGGUAUUGGAAAAAGAGAAAAGCGUGGUGAAGAUGGUAGACAAGAUGAAGAUGAUGAAGGAAAAGGGAAAGAAUAUAAGGCAGAUGAGAGUUGUGAUGAAGGUAGCAAACAGGAUGAAAAUGGUGAUGAAAAAAGAGAUAAAGAUUAUGAAGAUAAUGCUCAAAAAGAAGAUAAAGAUGAUGAAAAAGGAGAUAAAGAUGAUGAAGAUGGUAAUGAAAAAGGAGGUAAAGAUGAUGAAGAUGGUGGUGAGAAAGGAGGUAAAGAUGAUGAAGAUGGCAGUAGAAAAGAAGAAAAUCAAGAUCAAAAUGGCGAACGUGAACAAAGUGGCAGUGAUGAAUCUAAAAGCGACGAAAAUCAUGAGGAAGGUGAUCCAAAUCCACCCCAAAAUCCAAGUUUGGAUAAUGCAAACCAAAUCGAAAACUCAAAUUCUGAUAAUGCAAAUCCAGUCGAAGAUGCAAAUCCAGAUAAUCUCGAAGAACCCCUUAAUCUCAACAACCAAAACCAUGGUGUUGCUGUCAAUCCUAAUGGCGUGCAAAUCAAUCCAGAAGAACGUUUUAUGGAAUUUCGGCCUGAUAUUGUGGCAGGCAUAGGAAUAAGAGCUGUGAUAGCGUGGAUGCUUGACGCAAACGAUGCAAUGACACCUGAUGAAGGAAUAGGUGACUCGCUUACUACUGGUGAUGAUUAUGACAAUCAUCUCCAAGGCGUGAACAACGAAGGAGUUGCAGGUUUAAAUUACAAUAUGAAUGAACGUCUGAACAGGAUCAGAAUGGCUGAGGAUAACAUUUAUGAUCAAAUGCUAUAUGAAGAAGGUAUAGGUAAUGGCCAACAAGCUGCUGGUUUUAAUGCUGAUGACUUUGACGAAUAUGGUAAUGAUAUUGAUGAAGGAGAUGAAGAGGUGAAUGGUAAUGAAGUUGAAGAAGAAGGUGAAGACAUGAAUGAUAACGAUGUUAAUGAAGUAGCUGAAGUUUUGAAUGAUAAUGAAGUUGUCGAAGAAGCUGAUGCUUUAAAUGAUAAGGAAGUUGACGAAGGAGAUGACGACUUGAAUGAUAAUGACCAUGAAAAAGUACCUGAAGACUUUAAUGGUAAUGACGUCGACGAAAAAGUUGGAACUUCAGAGGUAAUCGAUGACAAAGCCCAGGACUCAGAUGCUUUGAUAAUCGACGAAGGAGCUCAGGACUCAAAUGGUUUAAAAAUUGAAAAAGAAUCUCAAGAUUCAGAUACCACAAAAGAUGAUGCUGGAGAUGUUGGUCAAGUGGAAGAUUCUGAAGUGUUGGAGGAGGAAGAAGGUGAUUCAGUUGGGUUGGAGAAUGAAGAAGGUCAUUUGGAAAAAGAGAAAGGUGAUCCACAUGAGCUGGAGCAUGAAGAAGAUGAGUCCGUUGAGUUAGAGGAUGAAGAAGAAGGUUCACUUGAGUUGGAGCAUGUGGAAGAAGAUUCAGCAAUUAAAGCGAUUGACGAAAAUUCUACAGAACAAGAUUCUUUCCAAAUUGAGGGUAAGGAGAAUUCAUAUCCAUCAACAAUCAAAGCUGAAAAUGGUAAGCAAGAAGAAGCCGGGAAGGCAGAUGAAUCGGAACUCGACGAAGAACCUGAUGCUUUAGAAGAAUUCCAAUUCGACGUACCGAACAAUACAAAAGAAACGGACGAAACGUUUACAGAAGGUCUUUUGGAUCAAGCAGUGUUGAAGUUGUUGAAAUUGAACAAUGAGAAUACUGAAUGA